AGUCCCGCAAAGAAACGCCAGUGGAUAAAAGAGAAAUUACGGAAGAACUAAAGAAUAAGAGUAAAAGCUGGUUUUGAUGAUUACAUUGCAUUGCCAAACAGCUUUUGGGGAUAUGAACACCGUUAUUGGCACAGACGAUUCAGAAAAUCUGCAAUAAAAUCACACUCUUAGUCAGUGAUUUCAACAGUCAGGAUCUGAUUCUACAAGAGAUCAGUGGAUUUUUCAGAGACUGGGGCACAAUUUCCUGAAAAUUUAUUUCUUUAACAUCUUCUUUAAAGAUUAACAUCUUUAUCGAAGUGAAUUCAGACUCGGUUGCAAUGACAGAUCUCAGUGAAAAGAUGCAUAAACCGGAGACAGUGUGUAUCUUUGGAACGGGUGAUUUUGGACACUCACUGGGGCUCCGUUUGCUCCAGUCAGGAUACAAUGUUGUGUAUGGAUCCAGGGGCCCUAAAAACUCUCUGUUGCUGCCUAAGGGGUCAAAGGUCAUGACUCAUGCAGAAGCAGCUUGUGAAGCUCGUGUGGUAUUCGUGGCUGUGCAGAGGGAGCACUAUGGAUUUUUGAGCUCCCUGGCUUCAGAUCUUGAGGGAAAGGUGCUGGUAGACGUCAGCAAUAAUCUCAGGAGGGGUCUGUACCCAGAAUCCAAUGCAGAAUACCUGAGCAGGCUGGUUCCAGGGGCGACGGUAGUCAAAGCCUUCAACACCAUCUCUGCCUGGGCACUGCAGUCUGGAGGACUAGAUGCCAACAGACAGGUACUUCUCUGUGGAGACCGUUCUGACGCUAAACAGCAAUUGAUGGACAUUGCUCAAAGUCUCGGUUUCACUGCCGUGGACAGAGGCUCCCUCUGGGCGGCUGCUGAUUUAGAAGAUCUGCCCUUGCAACUCUUCCCUCUCUGGAGACUUCCUCUCAACAUCGCCAUUUGUUUAACAGCUUUCAUAUUCUUCUACACGCUCACAAGAGAUGUUAUCUAUGAGCGUGUUAACAAUGGUAAAGACAUCGCUUUUCGAAUUAUGGUCUCGCUGGCCAACAAGGCCUUUCCCAUCGUCUCUCUGGUGAUGCUGUCCUUCUGUUACCUGCCGGGCGCGUUGGCUGGAUUUCUGCAACUUUAUAAUGGCACUAAGUAUCGUCGCUUCCCUGAUUGGUUGGAUCGCUGGAUGCUGUGCAGGAAGCAGCUGGGUCUGCUAGCACUGGCCUUCGGUUUUCUACAUGUUCUCUACACUUUAGUUAUACCCAUCAGAUACUAUGUACGCUACAGGAUAAAUGUCUACACUAUAUCACUGGUAAGUUAAAUACUUUUAAGAAUACUAUUCUUAUUCUUAAUUUGGGGGCAGCAGACCGAGUUAGUGGUCCGCUAGGUAUACGAUUCUUUUAGUUUUGGUGAUUUUAAAUAUCAACGGUGUUUCUCAGAAAUAUCUUACUUCACAUUUAUUAAAAAUAUAAUCCACUAAAUUUAGAUCCUGGUUGACGUCAAGACAUAUAUGGAACACCCACUUUUCAAGAUCCAACAAAUUCCUGAGUUAAUCAAAUUAAGUCCCGCCCUUAUUUAUUAAUUUUUUUUCUUGUUUAAGAUCCUGUUUCACUAAUAAACAACGUCACAUUACUAAAGUAAAUUGAGUUGCAAAUGCUGUUUGAUGACUUUACAGCUCCUAGUUUACUACAGGCAGG
Molecule: messenger RNA, 1662 nt
Organism: Sinocyclocheilus grahami
Lineage: Eukaryota; Metazoa; Chordata; Actinopteri; Cypriniformes; Cyprinidae
Product: metalloreductase STEAP4-like
Exons: 3
Coding region: 318-1286 (322 amino acids)
Biological process (GO): copper ion import
Cellular component (GO): endosome; plasma membrane
Molecular function (GO): ferric-chelate reductase (NADPH) activity; cupric reductase (NADH) activity
Source: RefSeq, a predicted model, not a curated record